This is a messenger RNA of Paramacrobiotus metropolitanus, 1613 nucleotides long. RefSeq lists its product as uncharacterized. Bases 248 to 1225 code for a protein of 325 amino acids. The record is from RefSeq and is a predicted model, not a curated record. The transcript is spliced from 2 exons. NCBI's taxonomy places the organism in Eukaryota, Metazoa, Tardigrada, Eutardigrada, Parachela, Macrobiotidae.
CACACAGACGAUGUUGUUGCAUAGUUUGUCUGUAUUAUCUAGCUAAGAAACAAGAAAUCCGUAGCAAUAGGUUGUCUAAAAUGUUGUUACGUGAAUGUUGUGCAAUAUUUCUUCACAUUUCUUUAAAGUAAUAUUUGCGGUUAGCACUAUUAUUAUAACACCGCAGUGCUAUAAUAGUACGUCUAUUAUUAUAGCACUGCCAGCACAGAUCAAUUGACAGCCGCGCUUGUUUACCGCUGUGGCUUGAAUGAUGUCACGACUUAAUGUUUUUAUGAUUGCGGGAGUAAUGGGAUCCGUUAAUGGAAGAUGGACUGAUGCCAGCGCCGGUACCACUGCCUGCAACAGCCGGGCUGUUGAUAUUAAUGCAGUGCACAAAGAAUGUGUGGAAGCCAAACAUAUUGCCAUGUGGUGCCCCGAUCCAUCUGUGCCGAUACGCCCCCCGUCCGCCGAUUUUGUCAAAACUUUUCGAGGGACAAAAAACCCACGGGACCGUCUGAGUUCAAAUAGACCAGAAUAUCUGAUAACCAAAAAAUAUGUAGAGGGCAAAAACGGCCAGUGCGAGCUAACGCGGGACAUCGAACAAAAUAACGUAUCUAUCAGAGGGGCAUUCAUCGAGUUAAAAGAAGCUAACAAUGGAAUGUAUUGCUGUUAUGAUGCAGGAAAAGAUAAAUAUGGUAGCUGUUGGAAUAUUAAUGUUACAGCGGAGAGCUGCACCGAUAUCACGCCAGCGACCACAAAUCUUAUCCCACCAGCGCAGAGCUCCUACUUUACCGGCAUCACGAAGGUACCCACUAUUGCAACAACGGAAAAUCUGGGCGUUGAUAUGGACACUCAUAACGCCCGAAACGAUCUCUCAACACGAGAUAAUUUUCCAGCAACCACGGAUUCGGUCACUAAAGCAUCCGCAUUAACCGCAUGUGAAGAGCGCAUCGCGGAAUACGAAUGGCGCGCCAGAAAUCUAAAGACUGCGUUGGGCAUAGUUGUAGGGCUCGUACUCUUGGUGUUCGUGUUGGCCGCCAUAGCUUGGUUCUACAAGAAACGCCAACCUGAUGGAGUAACAAGCGAUACUACGAGUCCGAAUCAUACUACUUCGAAUCAAAAGGAAAAGAAAUACCAUACGAUUAAGGAUGCGAGCAGUACAAAACAAAGAUCUAGUAGCACUCCAGAAAGCCACGAGUUGAAGCAGCUUACGAGUAAGUAUCACACAAGGGAGCCGCCGAGAUGAUGUCAAGAAGCGCUACUGUCAGAUUCAGUAAAGCAUCAAAUGAGAGCAGCACUUUCAAACAAUCGCGGCCCAUCGAACCAAUCCCCAUCUUGAAAGAGUAAAAUUCCACGCACAAGCAAAAUUGGCAGCUUAGAAAAGAUCAGUUCCAGUAGUAUCUCGAAUAGUGUGAUAGAAUGCGGAAUAUUGAUUUUUUUAUUGUGUUCAAUAAUUUUAUUAUUUCCUUCUCUUCGCUUUCUCUGCAACAGGGCUUUGCAGUUUAUUUAAAUGACAAAUAUGACAGUCAAAAUUAUGACAAGAUUUUUUUCAUCUUCGGGACCUUUAAAUGUGUAACGGUGGUGGUGAACACUGGACAAUACCGAACAUUAAGUAACGGAAUUGUACCGAAGGA